This is a messenger RNA of Gadus macrocephalus (Pacific cod), 3510 nucleotides long. Its product is annotated as potassium voltage-gated channel subfamily A member 1. The record is from RefSeq and is a predicted model, not a curated record. Gene Ontology annotation, cellular component: membrane; voltage-gated potassium channel complex. Gene Ontology annotation, molecular function: delayed rectifier potassium channel activity; protein binding. Lineage: Eukaryota; Metazoa; Chordata; Actinopteri; Gadiformes; Gadidae. Gene Ontology annotation, biological process: potassium ion transmembrane transport; protein homooligomerization. The transcript has a single exon. The coding region runs from base 415 to 2193 and encodes 592 amino acids.
CUCCCCAAACACACACACUCUCUAGCAUGACUCUUGCUCACAUUCGGAGACCACCCCGACGGCUCGGCGGUCGUACGUUGGCACGUUGACGUCAGUCAGAACGUUACUCUCCCAUCCGGGUCCUCGCGCCUCUCGUGCUCAUAUUUACUUUGUCCAGACGGGAGGGAAAAGCUCUGCGCGUCUUAAGCGUGUAGGACCCACACAGCCUCCCGUUCCCCGCGCGCUGUGAUGGGAACCUCGCGACGUCCAGCAGCCCUGAAACUAUUCCCGCCUUUGCUGGCUUUCUACUAGAUUUCCCCCCUAAUUGAUUGAUCGCGUGAUUGGAUACUGAUUUUUUCGCAACCACUUUUCGCAACAAGUGGUUUUACGCCCGCCCCCCGAUGCAUUCGGGUUUUUGAUGGCUCCGAGGGGACCAUGGAGAUAGCCUUGGUGAGCUUUGAGAACGGCGGUGCCAAGCGGACCGCGGCGGGGGGCAAUGCCGACGAAGCCUGCCGGAACGCGCUGGAUCAUCACCAACCCCAACCCCCUUUCGUGCAGACGGGACUCGGAGAGGACUACGGCAAGGAGCUGAACACCCUCAGCGGCUGCGGUGGUGGUGGAGGUUUUGGUGGUGGUGGUGGUGGACUUCAUCCACCUGCCCGGCGAGGCUCGUGGCGAAUCAACGACAUGAACAACACGUUCGGCUGCAGCGAGGGCUCCAUGGAUGCGCUUUUACGCGCGGACCACAGUCCGCACCUGUUCGACGAGGACACGCUGGAGCUGGACAACGUGGACCGGGACACGGAGUGCAACACGGAGCGCGUGCUCAUCAACAUCGCGGGGCUACGCUACGAGACGCAGUUGGGCACCCUGAACCAGUUCCCGGACACUGUACUCGGGGACCCCGCCAAGCGCAUCAAGUACUUCGACCCGCUGCGCAACGAGUACUUCUUCGACCGCAACCGGCCCAGCUUCGACGGGAUCCUCUACUUCUACCAGUCGGGCGGGAAGAUCCGGCGGCCCGUCAACGUGUCCAUCGACGUUUUCGCGGACGAGAUCCGCUUCUACCAGCUCGGAGAGGAGGCCAUGGAGCGGUUCCGCGAAGACGAGGGCUUCAUCAAGGAGGAGGAGAAGCCGCUGCCCCAGAACGAGUUCCAGAAGCAGGUGUGGCUCAUCUUCGAGUACCCGGAGAGCUCCAGCCCCGCGCGGGGCAUCGCCAUCGUGUCCGUGCUGGUCAUCACCAUCUCCAUUAUCACCUUCUGCUUGGAGACGCUCCCCGAGUUCCGGGACGAGCGCGAGCUCCAGGUGACGGGUCGCCUUGACAACAACAGCAACAGCACCGGCGGCGCCCCGCGUCCCUCGCUCACCUUCACGGACCCCUUCUUCAUUGUGGAGACCACGUGCGUGAUCUGGUUCACCUUCGAGCUGUUCGUGCGCUUCUUCGCGUGCCCCAGCAAGUCCGAAUUCUCCAAGACGGUGAUGAACAUCAUCGACAUCAUGUCCAUCCUGCCCUACUUCAUCACCGUGGGCACGGAGCUCGCGGAGCAGCAGGGGGGGCAGGAGCACCAGCAGAACGGCCAGCAGGCCAUGUCGCUGGCCAUCCUGCGCGUCAUCCGCCUGGUGAGGGUCUUCAGGAUCUUCAAACUCUCGCGCCACUCCAAGGGGCUCCAGAUCCUGGGUCAGACCCUCAAGGCCAGCAUGCGCGAGCUGGGCCUGCUCAUCUUCUUCCUGUUCAUCGGCGUCAUCCUCUUCUCGAGCGCCGUGUUCUUCGCCGAGGCGGACGAGCCCGAGUCGCACUUCUCCAGCAUCCCUGACGCGUUCUGGUGGGCCGUGGUCACCAUGACGACGGUGGGCUACGGCGACAUGAGGCCAGUGACCGUGGGGGGCAAGAUCGUGGGCUCGUUGUGUGCCAUCGCCGGGGUGCUGACCAUCGCGCUGCCCGUGCCGGUCAUCGUGUCCAACUUCAACUACUUCUACCACCGCGAGACGGACCAGGACCAGUCGUCGCUGAAGGACGACCCGCCCAACCCCGACCACGCGAGCCCCGAGGCGAAGCGCCGCGGUAGCAAGUCCUCCACCAAGUCAGAGGACGUGGAGCACAACGACGAGGGAGGCGGUGCGGAUAAGGCGAAGGACGCGAAGGGGAGCCGCGGAAUGGCCAUCAAGCGCUCCCUUUACGCGUUCUGCCUGAACACCAGGGACAUGGACCUGUAGUGUUUGAGACGUUCUGCUGUGGUUGUGACUGAGACGCUGUUAGUGUGCUGAAAGGCCUGUUUACUAGGGUGCUGUACGAGCCAAGGAUCCACACUUUGUAAUCCUGGAAAGGGAUUCAUUGACUGCGUAAAAUACGCACAAAUGAAAACCAUUGCCAUCCCAAACUCCGGUGAACAUUAUACCCCCAAGUUUCUAUAGGAUCCAUUAAGAAAUAUCCUUAGGGCCCAUAUUAUUAAACUAAAAACAUAACAUUUAAACAACAUAGCAUGCACUGCACAUCACCCCUUAAACCGCAGAAGUUCAGUUAUUUUUUUAUGCUUUUAUGCUAUUUUGCAUUAUAUAACAAAUCAGAGUUAUGUUCAAAGUUAACGGCAUUAGUAGGACGUUUAUAAAGUGUUAGAGGGAGAGAGAGAGUGCACUGAUGAUUGAGACUCUGGAUGAUUACUUUACGCGCUUUCCGCUUUCCGCACUGGAUGACUGGCAUCCGAGAGAGGGCCUUCCCCGCUCCCCUCACGGAGCCGCUGGCCCCUCCUGUACAUAUGCCUCUGUAGAUAGAGAGAACCACAUGGCGAUCAGCCCCGACGGCUUAUUUUCGUAUUCUUUCGUGUUUUUAGUCGUAUGUUUACUGAAUUGGAUAACACUGCGCAAAUCGAUAUGGAGAUACCCCCUGAACCGCCUGCUGUUUGUUGUUGUGAUCGUGUUGUUUGGGAUGUAAAAGAAAAAAAAACUGAAAUAACAAUUUGUUUUUUAAACAUAACGCUAAUCUCGCUGCCCAGUUUGAUUCACUCAGGUCUUUAGAAGUGAGUGAGUUUUUUUAAUUUUUAAUUCAUUUUAUUUUGUAUGGCUAUGCCCAAACUCAACCCACUACCUAACGAGGACUCACGGAGCAUUUUGUUCUCUCAACACUGACCGUUUUUCCGUUUCUGAUCACGUGACCAGAAGAGAAAAGAGAAAAGAAGAAAAAUGAAACAGACCCACUUUGGAAGUACCGCUGGAAUAAACCGGAAAUGGGACUAGGAGACCUACCAAUCAGGAAGGCGUCUUGGGGAAGUCCUCAACCGUGAGUACAAUUAAACAAAUGUGAUAAACUGUUCAGACAGUAGGUCUCUGAAUCUUAAAGGUUUAACAAACUCCCACUUCAGAAAAAGGUCUUAAACAGGGUCUGUGUCCUCCAACAGCAGCCAGACAGGGAUCAUGCUUACAGAUCAAAACCUUUUGUAGCACAAGGCUGAAAAGUUGUUCCAGAGAGCGGCACACAGCCAGGCCUCCUGACCUACAUCCCUGCACUCGUGGAUUAGAUCUCAAAUCAAACUUCCA